This is a messenger RNA of Epithele typhae, 225 nucleotides long. RefSeq lists its product as uncharacterized. The transcript is spliced from 2 exons. The coding region runs from base 1 to 225 and encodes 74 amino acids. NCBI's taxonomy places the organism in Eukaryota, Fungi, Basidiomycota, Agaricomycetes, Polyporales, Epitheliaceae. The record is from RefSeq and is a predicted model, not a curated record.
AUGGCGGUCCGUGCGAUUCACGACCUCGCUCGCGCACAGGUCGAGGAGUUUCUCUCCGUCGCCACAUUCGACCUGUACGACACCGCCGAAGUCGUUUCGUUCGCGAACGCGUCUAUGUGCGGAACGUUGCCCAUCCGCUCCCUGUUCUUCGGGUUCCCACCGGACGAGCCCGAGCUUUUCUCCGUCGACCGCGACAUCCUCAUCACCCCCGUUCCACAACGGUGA